Molecule: messenger RNA, 1162 nt
Organism: Carassius auratus (goldfish)
Lineage: Eukaryota; Metazoa; Chordata; Actinopteri; Cypriniformes; Cyprinidae
Product: mapk-regulated corepressor-interacting protein 1
Exons: 5
Coding region: 184-477 (97 amino acids)
Source: RefSeq, a predicted model, not a curated record
UCUCUCUCAGCCUGUUCGGCUGAACCGGAAAUGAUUAGUUGGCAUUAGCAACGUCUCGGCCGAGCCAGGCCUGAAUAAAGAGCUAGCUGAAGAAAGAGAUACAGACAGACAGAACACCCUGAAGAGCAGUUGAUCAUCUGUCGAGCCUCAUCCUGAGAUCGUGAGGCGAGAGACUGUAGCAGAAUGACCAGCUCCUCUACCCCUAGAAUGCACACAUACAAGAGGACGUCCAGCCCUCGAUCUCCACCGAAUGCAGGAGAGCUCUUCACACCAGCACAUGAAGAGAAUGUGCGCUUCAUCCACGACACUUGGCUUUGUGUUCUGAGAGACAUUAAAUCCCCACAAAACAGUGAACGAAAUGAUCGUGGACCGCAGGAGUAUGUGGAGAAGAACCCAAAUCCCAACCUACAUUCUUUUAUUCCAGUGGACCUGAGUGACCUUAAGAAGCGGAACACACAAGACUCCAAGAAGUCUUAGACCGGUCCCUCUCUCUCUGAUCCAGCAGGGUUUUGUUGUAGUUUUUUUGUCCUCCCUUUUACAUUUGGGACCUUUUACUUUCUCAGUCUUCUGUUGGCCAACAAAGAGCCUCAGGCUGGGAUGUUUGGCCACAUUAGUCCAGAAAGCUUCUCUAUCUCUGCCUCAUGGACCUGUGGUCUGGACUUACAGGCUGACAGCUAUUUAUGAGUAACAUUUUCAAGAGCCGUUUGAGCGGCCAUUCCCUGUUUUCAUGUCCAUCCGGGCUCUCUGAUCUUUGUUUUUGUAUAGUUUUUUUUGCAGAUGGGUAAAUAACAAAGACCUGUUACAGGUUAUUUUUUUUGUUUUUUGAUGUGGAGAUGGGAAAGAACAAUGAUGCUCAAACUGUUGGACAGACUCUACAGAGACUUUCUCAAAAUGGGCCGCAGGCCUGGAAUUGAUUGCUUUUUGGAAACGCGCCGGCGAGCGACUGAAUGUUCAGUUAGUUUCAUAGCUUGAUUGAUCCGUAGAAGAAUUUAGCGAGUUUUGUCUGGUAGGACAGGUAAGUUGGGCUCGGCAGAUAUUUUUAGUAAAUGUACCUCCAUUUUUAACCAUGAAUUGAUCCCUUCAAGAACCCUGAGUCCACUUUUCCAAAUCUUUCAUUCCCAGCCUUUAAAAUAAAAUGAAAAUAAAGAUGACUUUUAUGUUA